Symsagittifera roscoffensis is the source of this 1088-nucleotide messenger RNA. RefSeq names its product tRNA-uridine aminocarboxypropyltransferase 2-like. Bases 134 to 739 code for a protein of 201 amino acids. The transcript has a single exon. The record is from RefSeq and is a predicted model, not a curated record. Lineage: Eukaryota; Metazoa; Xenacoelomorpha; Acoela; Convolutidae.
GGUCGAUGACAUAAUUGUGCCUCAUGAUUUCUCUAUUUUUGACGGAGCCUUCGAACCCAGGCGGGACUGCUGUGAGACGUGCAGAAGACCUUGUGGUGUCUGCAUUUGCAACCCGACAGUCGGGCAAAACAAAAUGGCCACCUCGUCCAAAAUCAUCAUACUCAAGCACCCUUCAGAAGAAAAACGAUCGUUAACUACAGUGCCUUUGCUGCAAAUGGGACUCACGCCUGAAUCUUGCCAUGUUUUUGUUGGAGUGUCAUUUAAUCUGAACAUUCCUGAAAGCUUGAAAGAGCUACUGAAUACCCAUCGAUGUUUUCUAGUUUACCCAACUCGCGAUGCAGAGUUAUUGGAGGAUGUUGUUUCACCAGGUGAAGAGAAGUGUGCUUUUAUAUUUUUGGACGCAUCAUGGAGACGAGUCAAAAGUCUCUUCACUAAAAAUCGAAAUUGGCUUUCGAAGCUUCCGUGUGUUAAAUUGAAAAGCUCACAGCUUAGUCAGUAUGUUAUCAGAACCCAACCAAACGAUCAAUGUGUAAGCACGCUAGAAGCUGCUGCGAUGGUUUUAAAUCACAUGGAAUGCGAAAAAUAUCCGAAUAUUUUUGAAGAUCUCACAGAACCUCUAAGGACACUUUGUCAACAUCAACUGAAUCAUGGUGCUCAGAAACACGAAAGCAAGCAGCAGAAAAGAUUGUACGAUCGCGAUGCUGCAAAACUCAUCGAAAUAGCAGACACUAAUGAUUAGUUUUGCCGUAAUCGCUCUUUUUUUACCUGUGCAAUUUUGUCCAAUUUAUUUGAUACCAUGAUUCAUCGUGAUUCAUUUGAAAUUUUACUAAGCUCAAAUUGUGCCAUCUAUUUUUUUUUUUUACAAAUUGUGCCAAUGUUACUGUAAAUAUAUCAUGAGAAUUAAUUGAUAUCUUUUCUUCUGUCAGCUUGAAAUUUAUAAAUCAGAUUAUUGAUUCGUUGGUUUCCGAUGCUGCACACAAUCUCUGCGGUCAGCUAAGUGCAUUUGCCAGAAAAGCAGCUGUCAGACAUGCAUUGCUCACCAAACUUGCAGGAUAGUCCUGACUCUCUUUUUCGUAUGCAGUCCGACU